AUGACAGCCGCUGAAAUCCCGAUGGGGGACCAUCGAAACCUCUUAGAUAUCAUUGACAGCCUCCGCGCGCAGGGAUUUAGCCGAUAUGUCAACCUUCCCGAGAUCAUAGUAUGUGGAGAUCAGUCUGCGGGCAAGAGCUCCGUCCUCGAGGCUAUCUCUGGUAUGCAAUUUCCUACCAAAGACGGCCUCUGUACUCGUUUCGCAACAGAGCUGGUCCUUCGUCGAGGCCACGAGAAGAGCACAAAUGUCCUCAUUACACCGGGCCAGGGUCGAUAUGACAAAGAGAAAGAAGAUCUCGAGCGUUGGCAGCCCAAGGCCAAUAUAGAGAAGGACGGUCUCGAAGCAGUGACAGAGGAAGCAAUGGAAGCUAUGUGGGUUCCGGUGGCUCGCAAAUUCUAUGACGAUAUCCUCCGCAUCGAGCUCACCGGGCCAAACCAGCCGCAUCUAACUAUGGUAGACCUACCUGGUCUGUUCAGGGCAGGCAACAAGGAGCAAUCUGACGCGGAUGUCGACACGGUACGUUGCAUGGUUGAGAAGUAUAUGGCUCGGCCGAGGAGCAUCAUCCUAGCCGUAGUGUCGGCCAAGAACGAGUAUGUCCUCCAAGAAGUGACGUCAAUGGCCAAACAAGCAGACCCAGAGGGGCUGCGUACCAUGGGGCUCGUCACAAAACCAGACACUCUAGAUAUUGGUUCCGAUUCCGAGGGAUACUGGGUGCGCCUCGUCCAGAACACUGAGGUAGAGCUCCGUCUCGGAUGGCAUGCUCUGAGGAACCGCAACUUCGAGCAGCGGGGCUCGACAUCGGCCCAACGCGACGCCAUCGAGGAGGACUUCUUCUCCAGUGGCAUCUGGACUGGUGUCGACUCCUCACACUGUGGCGUCGCAGCUCUGAGGACCAGACUCAGUUCUGUUCUAAAGGACCAAAUUUUGACUCAACUACCAGGCUUAGUUCGAGACGUGGAGAAUAACGUCCGCGAAUGCACCGACAAGCUGGACCGGCUUGGUCCUGUCCGCACAACUCGAGAGGAACAGCUGCAGUACCUGCUGCAUUUGAGCGAGGAUUAUACGUCCCUGAUGAAGCAGGCGAUUGAUGGCGCGUACCAUGCCCGCUUCUUCGGCAGUCUAAAGAAGCACGAAGGGUAUCCUACGAGGCUUAGGGCGGUGGUGCAGAAUCGGCUGCUUGCGUUCAGAGAGGAGAUGCUCUUGAAUGGACAGAGUCAGAGAAUCAUCGACUCAGAAAGCGAAGGCGGGGACGAAGACGAAUUCAGCGAGUCGCCCCGUAUCUCUAGGUCUAAAUACGUUGAGGACGUUGCGCAUCGCCUGAAAUAUAGUAGGGGACGAGAACUCCUGGGCCUCUUCAACCCGCUUAUUGUUGGCGAUCUCUUCGUAGAUCAAUGCGAGCCAUGGCGAGAUAUCACAAGAGCCCUUGUCGAGGAUAUCAUGGAAGCUGUAUAUCGAAUGACUCAGCUCGUGAUCAAGCACAUUGCUGCUAGUGAUGUCUUCCCCGAAUUACUUAAGGUUGCCCACAAAAAGAUAGAAGAGCUGAAGGUUGAACUGGAUGCCAAGGUUGAUGAGUUACUAACCUCAGCUACGCAGCACCCCAUUACAUACAAUCCCCAGCUUACAGAGAAUGUUCAGAAGGCUCAACAGGCACGGUACAAGCGCUCGAUUAAGCAGCUAAUAGGCAAUGCUUUUGGCUCAAAACAUUUCGAAGACCCGGAGAGCAGGAUUAAUCUCAAUCCGGUGGCACUGAACAGAUUUAUUGACGAUGUCAGCGUGCUGGCCAUUGAGGACUGCCUCAUCGACAAACUCUCCAAGCUUUUCAGGUCGAGCACGAUCCUAAAAAUGAGCCCUGAAGACAUUUAUCGCCUCGCAGGUGAGACCACAGAGUCUUUUGUCGAAAGAAACCGCCUAUCAGAGAAGCGUAAGAUCCUCGAGGCAGGUUUACGGGGUCUUAACGGCCUACAGAAGCAAAGGCAAUUGGCCCGCCCUGCUAGAUGGAAUCCUGUGUCAUCAGAAGAUGUGGAGAGCGAGCCUGAGAAGAUUACGCUUAGUUUGGAGGGAGCAUCAAUCGCUAGCUCCGCCAAGGGGCCAACCCCCGUGAUGAAUUAUCAAGACGAAGCAAACCCUCCACCUGACGGAGACUUCGAGUUACCUGACGCGCCACGAACUGAGUCAUGGACAGCCCAGGAAUCACACGGGACACGGGACGAGGAAUGGGAUUUCGCGACCCCGUCAACCCAAGUGGCGAAGAAGGGGAAGGGAAAGAAGAAGGGGCCUAGGUAUCUUUUCGAAGAGCUUGAUGAUGAACCGAAGCCAGAGCAAAUUUGA
Molecule: messenger RNA, 2328 nt
Organism: Neoarthrinium moseri
Lineage: Eukaryota; Fungi; Ascomycota; Sordariomycetes; Amphisphaeriales; Apiosporaceae
Exons: 2
Coding region: 1-2328 (775 amino acids)
Cellular component (GO): cytoplasm; microtubule; membrane
Molecular function (GO): microtubule binding; GTP binding; GTPase activity
Source: RefSeq, a predicted model, not a curated record